CUGGGGGGGCAGUGCCGUGAGCCGGGCAUGGGGAGAGCUGCGGGGCACGAAGAGGGAGGGCUCUGCCCCGCCUCUCUCCUGGCACCGCGCCUGCAGCCCCGUGCGCUGCGCUGCGAUCCGCGGCGUUAGGGUAACGGAGCUGUUUUCAGUCCCGAGGAUGGUGCGAGGGAUGGAGCAUCUCUGCUGUGAGGACAGGCUGGGAGAGUUGGGGGUGUUCAGCCUGGAGAGGAGAGGGCAGCACGGCGAGGGAGGGCACUCUGCCUCUCCUCUCUCCUGAGGGCCCACCCGGAGCCCCGGGUCCAGCCCUGGGAUCCGCGGUAUAAGUAGGAUAUGGAACUGUUUUGAGUCCAGAGGAUGAUGCGAGGGUUGGAGCAUCUCUGCUGUGAGGACAGGCGGAGAGAUUGUUCAGCCUGGAGAGGAGAAGGCUCUGGGGAAACCUUAGAGCAGCUUCCAGUACAGAAAGGGGCUGCAGGAGAGCUGGGGAGGGGCUUUUUACAAAGGCGUGGAAUGACAGACGAGGAGGGAUGGCUUUAAAUCGGAUGGGGGAAGAUUUAGAUUACACACUAGGAAGAAAUUCUUCACAAUAGAAGGGUGAGGAGGCCCUGGCCCAGGGUACCCAGAGAAGUUGUGGCUGCCCCAUCCCUGGAGGGGUUCAAGGCCAGGUUGGAUGGGGCUUUGAUCACCCUGAUCCAGUGGAAGAGCAGCCCGAUGCCAUGAGAAAGGAAGACUUUUUUUCUGAGUUACUGCAAGCACAAGGAGAAUGGUGAUUGCUUGUUCUCCUGCCUUACUUGACACUUAGUGUAAAUAUACAUACAUGCAAGAUAAUCCAUAUUUCUGCCUAGUGACCUGGAAUGAAAUGGUGUUUAAGCAGAAACAACUGUUUUUGAAGUACCAGGGUAGUGUUUUGGCCUUUUGCUCUUGAGUCUCAGCUCAAUUUCAGGUGUGAUGCUUUCAAAAUUGGUGUUUCUUGUGGCAAUAAAAAUGCUGAUGCCUUUUACAAAGAUGAUGUGAGUGCAUGGGGCUGCACAUGUGCUGAGCAGCUCAGGUUUGAAGCUAGGGAUUCAUUGAUGCUUCACUGAAGCCACAAUGUAGAUGAGUGGCUUAAGCUUCUUGGUCCCAUUACUAUUUUCUGGUGCACAAAAUCUUUGUCUUCUGGAGUUGCUUCAUGAAGAGGAGGGAAAGAAGGAAAAAUCAACCAUUCACUAACAGAAUGUCAUAUAAUCCUUUCCUCCCUUUUCUGGGAAGUGCUUGAACUUGACUCCUACACUGCAUAUUCAAAAUACUGACAUUGUUUUAAUUUAGUCCUGAGCUGGUACUAACAAUAGUACAAAUGUUGCUCUGUAGGCACAGAUGGAGUUUCCGUAUGUUCAGAGGAACAUAAAAAGCGUUAACAUACGAGAUAUCCUGCACCCCACCCCUUCAGUGCAGACUGCGCUCAGAAAGAAAAUAUCUGAUAAGUAUUCAAGGCAGAUAUAAUAGUGCAUUGUGUAUAAGCAUGGAUAUUAUAAAGCGUUCUUGCAUUGCAACCUGAAAGAUAAGCAUACCUAAUGUGCUGGAAAGCUUCUUCUAGAUUGUGCCAUACUCUGUAACCUCCUGGAAAUGGCCCAGCUUCUUGAGCACCUUCUGUAGGGCCUGGAGACCUUGCCACAACAAUUCAAUGCUUCUGCAAUCAGGACUUUAUGAGUAUAAAAUCUUUGGUGGUCUUGCUGACUGUCCCCCCAAACUGUGUGUGGAUGUCUAUAUGGAUUUAGAUUUCAGAAAACAAUGGGAUCAAUACGUUAAAGAACUAUAUGAGGAAACAUACGAUGGUGAAAAAGUAGUCUACUGGGAAGUGAAGUACCCUUUUCCUCUCUCGAACAGAGAUUAUGUCUAUAUUCGUGAAUGUCGAGAGAUGGAUGUUGAUGGGCGGAAGAUGUGGGUUGUGUUAGCUCAAAGUGUGUCUGUUCCACAGUGCCCUGAAAAGCCUGGUAUUAUCAGAGUUAAAAGCUAUAAACAAAGUCUGGCAAUUGAAAGUGAUGGCAAGACUGGAUCUAAAGUCUAUAUGUACUAUUUUGAUAACCCUGGUGGCAUGAUUCCGUCAUGGCUGGUCAAUUGGGCUGCCAAGAGUGGUGUGCCUGCUUUCUUGAAGGAUGUGCAGAAAGCUUGCCGUAGUUAUUCUAAGAGCACAUAGGUUGAAGUUGGUCUUAAUUGUUUAAUUCUUAGAGCUCUGCACUUAGAGGAGUGGCUAUUAGGUAUUACACUGGAUAAAAUCUACCUCUAAUAUCGGGAAGAAUUUUAUUUUAGUUGGUUUAUGCCUUGAAUUUUAUUGGAUCUUUGUUUGCAUCUCAAACUGAAGAGCUAGCCACGGACAAGGUAACACCAACAUCAGCUGAAUCCUUUUGAAAGUGCUUAAGUGUGGCCUUGUCCCCUGUGCUUUGCUUCUGCUGGUCCUCAUGUGUCAGCAAGAAGAGCUCUGUUGAGUGAAAUAAUGCAUCCUCGGACAAGAGACAAUGGUCUUGCCAGGAAAAAAUGUCUGAACUUGAACUGAAAAUUCUCUGCAUGUGUUAUGCCUGGAUCUGCCUUUGUGGCCUUGCAGAGCGAAGCCUGCUGGAAUUGGCUAAUGGAACUUGAAUUAAAUGCUUUUGCUACCCAAGUUUGUCAUUGUUAAACUGUCUGCCUGCUUGUAAACCUGAAAGGUGCUGAGGGCAUUUAGGUAAACUACUAGAAGUCUGCAGUAGGAACUGGAACUCUGUGUUACGAAGCUUCCAUGGGAUGGCUUUAAGUCCAGAUAUAAAGGGACUUGUGCCUGAAGCCUUGCAUUCACAUCUCAAUAACUGUGUAUGAAAAGCAAAAACUGUGAGCUUUGCCCAGCUAGAAAAAAAGGAGUUGGUUCCCAUGUCUGAUUUAAGGGGACUUUAAGGGGCACAAGUUAUAUCUUCAGAGUCAGUAGAAUUCUCUAUAAAGCAGCUUGGAUAGCAACUUGAAAUUGGAAUUCAUUUUAAACUGGAUGCCUGCAAGUGAAUGUGAAUAAACUUCACGUGCAACUUGGGGUUGCUUGCAUUUUUAAACUCCAUGUAAAGCAUUAAAUUAAUUUUGGAAUGGAAUCCACUAACUGCACAACUGAGCAGGAAAUUAAAUUUACAGCGCCUUUGUGGGUGGUGGGGUGGAGGAUGGAAUGCGUAAAAAGUGAGAGGGCCUCAAUCUCAGGGCUUUAAAAUACUCUGCAUUGUUACUAGAUAUAAUCCUGUUACUGAACAAACCUUGUGAUGGGGCAACUUUCUCUUGUUAAAAAAGAAAUGGUUGAAGUGGUUGCCUUUAUAUUCCGUGUAAAUAUUUGUUUCCCAUAGAUCGUGAUUCUGUCUGUGCAGUGCUCUUGUUCCAUCUCUCAUGUUUAAGAGUAGCCGUACUGGGCGGGUCACACAUGACGGACUGAUGUCACGGGCUGUUUUAUUUUUAAAGGCUUUUGAAAGA
Molecule: messenger RNA, 3450 nt
Organism: Cuculus canorus (common cuckoo)
Lineage: Eukaryota; Metazoa; Chordata; Aves; Cuculiformes; Cuculidae
Gene: PCTP
Product: phosphatidylcholine transfer protein
Exons: 6
Coding region: 1658-2170 (170 amino acids)
Molecular function (GO): phosphatidylcholine intramembrane carrier activity; phosphatidylcholine binding
Source: RefSeq, a predicted model, not a curated record